CCCAUAUAGAACUCAGUUUCUGUCUGAAUCUCGCCUGUAUCUCACCAGUUCCUGCGUGAGACAGGGAUGAGCGGAGGGAUGCAACAGGAGGUGGAGCCCCUGUGCUCCUCCGCCAUAGGCAACCCCGGCAUGCACAGGGACGCAGGAGUGCUCCUUGUGGGCCGAGAGAACCCAGAGGAGACGCAGGCGCGGAGCCUGGGCAGACCUGUCAAAUCCUCGAAACAGUAUCUGCGUCAGGUCAUUGCAGAAUACGAGGCGCUGGACCGAGAGCUCCCAUGUAUCCGGAAGUUCCCCAUGCCGCCUGCCGCUCAGCCGCUCUGUCUGUGCAUGGAGACCUUGCCUGAAGAGGACCUUACCCACGUGGAGGUGCUGGAGGCCCUGGAAGCCGAGUUCCCCGGGGCCAUGGAGAGUGGGCGCGUGAGCAGCAUCCGCUUUGAGAACAUGAACGUCAUCUGUGGGACUGCUGGGCGCCGGGACCGGUGGCUCAUCAUGGUCACGGACUUCCAGACUCGCUCGCGCCUGCUGCGCUCGGGGCUUCGACUCCGCGGGAACCUGUAUCCUCUCGUGCGCCACGACGAACUGCAGCUGAGCGAUUACCGCCUGCACCUGCGCCGCUCCCUUGUCCGACGGCGCAUGCUCGAGGCUCUGGGGGCGGAGCCGACCGAGGAAGACUGACAUUUGGGGGGGCGGGCCUCGGCUGCGCCUGCGCACCGCCCCACUGGCUCGGGAUACCCACCCGGAACCUCAGAGGAAAAGGGGAGUUGCCUCCCCAGGAAGGAGGCGGGGUCGGCUCGAGGGGGUGGAUACUGUGAGUUUAAUUAUAAAGAAUGACCUGGUACAAAAGCCAUUUCUCUCUGCAAAAUCUUGGUGGGGAGUCAGGGGGAGGGUGGUGAUGGGGGGUAGGGACGAACCCCCAUGGUAUAAUUCCGCCUCCCUAGUCUUCCCCCAGUCCCUGCGAAUGGACGC
Molecule: messenger RNA, 966 nt
Organism: Odocoileus virginianus texanus
Lineage: Eukaryota; Metazoa; Chordata; Mammalia; Artiodactyla; Cervidae
Gene: C20H19orf81
Product: chromosome 20 C19orf81 homolog
Source: RefSeq, a predicted model, not a curated record